AUCAAAGUCACAGAGCGUGUAAAUAAAAUUUACAAAAUAAUUUAUCGUGAGCUAUUUAAAUAUAAAACGAUGACACGUGGCUUAUAAUAUUUGAGUCAAGUAAUGAUAAAGUGGAGUCAACUGAGGAAUAUAUAUAUAUAUAAACAAUGAUUAUAUAUUAAAACGACAAAUUGAGAAAAUUAACAGUCGAAGAUGUAUCUCUACGCAGCAGCAUUUGCCAGCUACCUGGGAAUUGUGUCAAGUAGUAUUUUUUUUGGAUGGAGUUCACCAGUUUUACCAUUAUAUGAAUUAAAAGAUUCACCAUUUCAUUUAAAUGCCGAUGAGGGUGCAUGGAUCGCAUCAUUAUUUCCAAUGGGAUGUGCACUUGGUCCAAUAACAUAUCUACUUUUUUCUCAUGCUGGAAGAAAAACCCUCUUAAUGAGUGCUGCAAUACCUUGGAUAUCAGGAUGGAUGAUUAUCGCAUUUGCUGCUGCACCAUGGGAACUUUAUCUAUCGAGAUUUGUAUCUGGGAUUGGAACUGGCAUUGCAUUUUCAGUGACACCAAUGUACCUUGGUGAAAUAUCACCAGCAAAAAUACGUGGAAUUUUAUUAACAAUAAUAAUGAUGGCAUCUCGAUUAGGAAUAUUAUUUGCAUAUGUUGUAUUUCCAUUUGUAAAAAUUCAAACAAGUGCAAUGAUAUCAAUGAUGAUACCAGUAUUAUUUGUCAUGAGUUUCAUAUGGCUACCCGAAUCUCCAUAUCAUUAUAUGCGACGUGGAAAUCGUGAUAAUGCCGCUAAAUCAUUAUCAAAAAUACGUGGUAAAAAAAUUGACAUUAAUGAUGAAUUAAUAAAAAUUGAAUCAUCAGUUAAAUCAGAAAUGGCUAAUAGUGGUAGUUUUAAAGAAAUAUUAUUUAUACCGGGUAAUAGAAAAUCAUUACAAAUAUGCACAAUGCUUGGUUUAUUUCAACAGUUAUCUGGUAGUCAAGCGAUAAUGUUGUAUACUGAAAAAAUAUUUGAUCAAGCAAAUGUUGAUAUUGAAGGUAAAUAUUUAGCAAUAAUACUUGGUGUUAUACAAGUUAUUUGUACUGGUUUAUGUGCUGUUGUUGUUGAUCGUCAUGGACGUCGUCCAUUAUUAUUAUUUUCAACAAUUGGAUCAUUAUUAUCAACUGGUUCUGUUGCUAUUUAUUUUAAUUUAAAACAUGAAAAUUAUAAUACAAGUUCAAUUGAAUGGCUACCAGCAUUUGGUUGUAUGAUGUAUGUUGUAUUUUAUUCACUUGGUUUAGCUCCAUUACCAACUGCAAUGAUUGGUGAACUUUUUGCAACAAAUGUUAAACCACUUGGUUGUGCUAUUGUUGUAUUUGUUGCUAAUUUUACUGGUUUUUUAGUUGGUAAAAUGUAUCAAGUUGUGUGUGAUACAAUUGGUACACAUUUUGCAUUUUGGACAUUUACAUUUUUUAAUAUUAUUGCUGUGUUUUAUAUUUAUAUUUGUGUACCCGAAACUAAGGGGAAAACAUUACAAGAAAUACAAGAUGAUCUACAUAUUAAAGAAAUUAAAAAUGAGACUGUAAAAAUAUAAAUAAUUUUUUAUUUUUUAUUUCAUUUAAUAUUUAUUUUUAAGAAUCUCAAUAAUUAUCAUAAUAAAUCUUGUUUUUCUAAAAUUUAAAAAACAUAAUUAUAAAUUUUUUUUAAAAAUAUAAUUGUUGUUUUUUUUUUAAAUUUUUCUUUUAACUUUUAUUUAUUUAAAAAAAAAAUUGUAAAUACAUAUUGAUUUUGAAUUUAAUAGAGGUAAAAGCUUGAAUGUUUUAAUGGAUGAUUUAUUUCUGUCACAAAAAGCUUUAUAAAUACAGUGUGUGUGUGUGUGUGUGUGUGUGUUGAUUUAAUUGAACUUUAAAACCUCAAUUUUAUUAUUUAAAAAAACAAGUGUGUGUGUGUGUGUGUGUGUGUUGAUUUAAUUGAACUUUAAAACCUCAAUUUUAUUAUUUAAAAAAAAUACUAUUUUUAGUAUUUUUUUUAGUACUAAAUUUGAUUGAAUAUUAUUUUUAUAAUAACAAUUUAUAAUUACGUAAUUAUAAUUAACUAAAAGGUUAUUUAAAUUAUAAUUAAAUUUAUAAUUUACAUAUUGUAAAUUCAUUAUUAUAUGUAAAAAAAUCAAUAAUCCAUUUGUCAUAAUUAUCAGUGCUUUUGAUCACAAAGCUUGUAUUAAAUUAAUUAAAAAUAAAUUAAUAUUAAUGAAAUAAAAAAA
This is a messenger RNA of Aphidius gifuensis, 2220 nucleotides long. Its product is annotated as facilitated trehalose transporter Tret1-like. Gene Ontology annotation, biological process: transmembrane transport. Gene Ontology annotation, cellular component: membrane. Gene Ontology annotation, molecular function: transmembrane transporter activity. Bases 193 to 1554 code for a protein of 453 amino acids. The record is from RefSeq and is a predicted model, not a curated record. Lineage: Eukaryota; Metazoa; Arthropoda; Insecta; Hymenoptera; Braconidae. The transcript is spliced from 4 exons.